UUUGGCCCCAGGGUUGCUAUAGCAUGAGUUGCUAUUACAAAGGAUUGGGACGGCAAUUGUUAUCUACUGCUGGGAAAUUGAGCUCUGAGGAAGGUAGCCGGAUCACUUAGCCCCCUGCCAUUCAACACAUCAGUAUCUGGUAGCUUGGUUCAAACGGUAUUAGCUGGUGGCUCAGCUCUUAUAUUGAAAUCAGCGAAGAAUUGGUGAGAGGUGAGGCUUUGGCAAUUUCAAUGAUACAAGGCACUUCCAUACCCAGGCAAUGGUUGAAAAGCUGGUACUUUCUUUCCCUAGCUUUAAACCUAUCCGAUGGGGGAAAUAAUGACGUAAAAUCGAAGUAACUCAGCCAUUAUAUAUAUCAUUUGCGUGAUCAUUGAACCUUCAACACACCUUUGCAAGCAAGCGUACAUGCAUUAAAAUUGUAAUUCCCUCAACCCUUCCCCUUCCACAUAUUCCUGGCCAUAACACUCCCUCUUCACAGACUCUACGAUCUCUCUAUCACCCCCUGCCAGCUUCCCCAGAUACUCUUCCAGCACAUAAAUAUUAUCCGUCCACAUCUCCGCUUCCUCCUUCCACCUCUUAAUAUCCGCCUCCUUCAUCUCAAUCCCGCCACCAGCGGCCCCAUUCAAGUACCUCUCCUCCUCUGCCCUCAAACAUGCUACCUCCGCCUCCCCAUCCACCUUCCUACUCAUCAACUCCCCCCUCUCCCUAUCCUCAUCCCCUUCACAGCCCCCAAUCUCACUAAGCGCCACUUUCUUCUUCUCCUCCAGCUCCGCCACAGCUCUCUUCAGUUUCUCCAGUUCUUUCACGAGGCCAUGCUUAGCUUUUUCCUUCUCCUUUAGCUCCUCCCCCGCCCAUGCCCAGUACCAAUUCCCGCUUCCGAUCUUCUCGACGUGUAACUUGCCGUCGUCGGUUAGGGCUUGGAUGUAGUCCUUCACUUGCAUGCCGUUUAUGGACGCGACGGAAGGGAGACAUUUCUCAAGAUCUUUGAGCGUGUGGCAUGUACGUGAUGCGCGGAGGUGGUUGAGAAUUAGCUGCUGUUUGGCUGCUGGAGGGAGGGAUUUUGAGGGUGCCUUUAAUAGCGGGUUAGUUGAUACCGUGCUGCAGAGAUAGAAGGGAAACCUAAAAUCUAGUACAAUGCGAUAUACUUAGAUUUGUAGGGAGCUGGAGGAUCUAAUACCAUGAUUGUGAUCAGGUUGAUACGAGCCUCGAAACUUUGUCCAGAGGAUAUACAAGCGGUAGAUGACGACGCCUUCUCCGGGAUAAUUUAAAUAUUGGAUAUUGGACUCUCGAGAACUGAAACUAUUUGCCUGGAAAUUUAUGAAAGAGUCAUAGUAUUAGGCAAAUGAUACAGUUGAUUGGGUUCAGAAUGGAAGUAAGCGGAGGGAUCUUCCUUGGCAAGGUUGAGACACGCUCUCUCUCCCUCCCCCUUUUCGCGAAUGGCGCAAGGCCACAGAGUAGCAAACAAUGAAGGAGUCUUUGAUGGCCAGCUGAGUCAACUAUACACUCCGAAGCCCAAGCUUCUAUUUAUCUUAUUUCAAGGCAUGCAGCUACAGAUCAAGUACUUGCGUAGUAGCUAUUGCGAAACCUCAAGAGUUUAAGUGGAUAUAUAUAUAUGUCUUGUCUUCGGACUCGUUUAUGAGGAGCCAAAUAGAUUCAUCCCAAGAUGUAAGAAACAGCCAUCUAUCUCUAAAAGCUUGAUUGGUAGGGGAAUUCAGAAGAGCUAAAGAAAAGUGGUCAUAAAGGAGGAAACUUUUCCUUUCGAUAUUCAAACAUUUACUCGUACACUCGUACGAUAUUUCGCUCUUUGGUUAGGCAUGGAAGGAAAUAACAUGAUCGGUUAUGGGAUUGGCAGAGAGAAUAAAUGGCCAUAAAUAGCAAAUCAACAAGCGCAUGAUGCCCAAGCAGGAGCAUUAACCAGUAUAAUGCUGAAACUCGAAGAGAAAUUGGGAAAAAGAAUCAAUGCCGAUAGUAUAGCACCAGAUAUAGGUGAAAUCACCGGAUCAAGGCCAGGGAAAUGCACCAAAAUGGAGGAAAAUAUAAUCCAAAACCCGGAAGGACGCCCUUUAACGUUGAAAUAAAAAAAACGGCAUGUUUUAUCUAGCCGAUCCCCAGCGUCCAACGCCCGAUGCACCAUCACUUUGUCCGAGUGCUCUCUUAGUUUCAGAAGUUGAUACACGUUAAAGAUAAACGUCAGAAAAGCGAAAUCAUCGUUGUCGUAAGGCCAUCGAUUUAUACGAACACCGUAAGUUUAUCGAAAGGGUUUUUUGACCGCACGCGCUUGGAUUCCAACCACAGAAAAAUAUCAUUGUAAUAAUGUGACGUCUCACUUGUCCACGAAAUAGCAAAACUAUUAGCAAACGUUUUUUUCCCUACUCUGAGAGCAAUGGGAACCAUAUGUAACCAUUCCGGCUGAUUUUGAACUUACCGGAUACUCCUUGAAGGGAUUAAGGCAUCUGCGCCCCAAGACUGCAGAGCAGUAGCAGGGCCUCGGGCAUUUGUAUGGGUAAAAAUUGCAAUCCCCCGUCUCGCAAGCGUAGUUUGGCCCUACCUUAUUAGGCGAUAGAGAUUCGGGUUUUGCCCAAACACAUACAAUCGUCGCAAAAAUAAACCAAGAUAACAACAUGUUUUUGUGCACUCACUUGGUCGGGUCCUUCUCAGAAUAGAAGCCUAAUAGACAAGAACGGUUAGUUUGAGUUUCGCCAAUACAAUGCAAGGGCAAGGGGAGAUGCACAACCUUUUAACAAGACUUGUAUUGGAGAACUGAGUUAGAGAGGGAAAAUAGAUUGAGGAUAAAUUGGAUAAUGGCAUGGGGAGCAACAUGAUUAUAAAUAUCUGGGUUCAAAACGGACUAUCCCUGGUUCUCGGCCUUCGCGAUUGGCAAUUUCUCAAGGCGGUAUCAAACGACACAAAACGAAGCAUAUGGAUGGUCUAUUCUUAGAGCUGCAGAAGAAAGGGAGCAAAAAAACACUACAACCAAUUGGCAGUCUCGGAGGUUAUGCAAGGCAUGACCUUUGUGUAACUGAAUCAUUAUCCGCCCUGCUUGCGCUCACGUAGACCAAUAGGAGAAAUAGAACAUGAAAAAGCGGACUUGCAAAUUCAUGGGGCAACCGGCGUAAAUCCAUGCAAGUGACAAAGAAUAUUCCAUUUAACAAAGGUUGGCAAUAACGCAAAGGUCUUCAAUAAAGCCCCUCGAUUGUGAUAAGUUUUAGGGUUGGAGUUGACACAUUCCCAAAGAUUCGGUUCUCGAGGAGAUCCAUCUUCUUUCUGUGAAAUGCAUCGCCAAUAAAGCAGCCGUUCAUUCAGGCUCGACAGAUAGAAGCUCUCAAUCAGCUCUGCGGCGUCUCUUCGUCCUAGUCCUUCGUGGCCUAGCGAAUUCUUCUCCGCUAAUCGCGCUACUGCUUCCUACAGUUAUCCGCUUGCGACCGCGGCUCGUUGAAGGAGAUCGAGUAGCAAGUUCUUCAGGAUCAGUUAUCUCCUCGCCUUCAACAAAGACCAUAUCACCGGUCGCGCCCAGGGAUUCAUUGGCGGCUUCUUCAAGCAGUAUUCCCAAUGCAAUCAGCGCCGUUUCGUCCAUACUCUGCCAAUCCGCAUGGCCCUGAUCAAGAGUUGCAUUGGCAUAAAAAUCGGAGGCGUAGGUGUGAAUCGCCUUCAGCAUAUCGGAGUCCGGUAAUCGUUGGUCAGACGGGAGACGCUCGUCGGCAAAGUAGAAGUCAUCCUCUGCGUAUAUUACGGGCGCAUUGACACGCCGGAAGAGUACUUCCUCUGGGGUAACGGGAACGGAGGAGGCGGACGGCGCAGAGUUCCGAUGGAGAAGAGUUUGAGGGCGGAACCCAGAGGAAGAGACGCGACCUGAAUGCCAUUAGUAGAUAGAGAUAGAGAAUGAGUGCGGGACGGGUUACAUACCAGCUACGGCAUCGUAAACAUUAGCUUGUCGCCUUGUACCGAUCCGACGCGGUAAUUCAUCCACCGCCUCUGCCUGAGGUAGAUCAUUUCGGGCAUUGCGACUCAUGGCAAGAAAUUCGCCAGAGACACAUCUCUCGAAUCAAAUCGUAGGCAUGACCAUAAAAGUUGAUGCCGGUCCGCUUGUGUGUUCUUUUGUUUUGUUGCACAUUGCGUUGUUCUCAACUAGAAGCUCUGCUUGGGACUGAUCCACGGGCCGAGAUUUUCUCCGAUCAUCUCCACUGAAUAUAGUUAAUCCACUCUAUCUCAACGUAUCAGUCUUGCGGAAAUUCUUCAACGGUGAAAAUGGGGCAAUAUUCGUGAAUGUAAAACACUCUGAUGAAUGAAUUCGUAUCUGUUGAAUAGAUCCCAAGGAUCUGUCAGCUCCUCCGCGUUCCAUGUGGCCCACAAUGCCCACCUCAUCCGGUCAAUUGAGCCUGCGCCGGGUCUCAGGUUUUCUAGCCACCCCGCAGCUCCUGCUCUGAACCAGGGAGAAAGUGAACCGACGGAGGAUGGCUGGAAGGGUGAGGAACAAGACGAGCUUCGGGCCCAUAAAGCAGGCGUAAAUGUUCUGACAAUCGAUCAAUAUGAAAAGCGCUUCAUGGUCUCUGGUGGAGCGGAUGCGUCUGUCCAUCUCUGGGAUUUGGAGACUCGUGGAUCCGAGUCAAGCCAUCUUUAUAAAUCCAUUGCUUCAGUGACAAAAUCAACAGACCCAUCGGCACAUACACACGCAUUAACUUCCAUUUCGAUAUAUCCCUUCGACCCGACUCCGUCAACCAUAUUAACUACUUCCCAUGACACCACUCUAAAGUUAUCUUCGCUUCAAGCUCCUACGAUAGUCCCAGUCUAUACAUUUUCACUCCACUCAACUCCGUACUCACAUUCAUUCUCGUCGCAUCCAUCGUCGCUACUUUUGACUGCUGUAGGAACCUCAGAUAAAACCGUAAGGCUACUAGACCUUCGUUCCGGCCUUGCCACCCACGCUUUACCAGGCCAUAGUGCCGCUGUCCUAUCGGUUUCCUGGGCACCGCAUCAUGAGUAUCUGCUAGCAUCUGCCUCAAAUGAUAACCGAGUCAUCCUUUUUGAUGUCCGGCGAGGAGGACAUAAUUCCGCCCUUGCUUCGCUGGAUAUGGAUGAUGCAGUCGGCGUAAUUGCCCCGCACGAUGCGCCCUCUUCCUUCUCCUGCCGUAAUCCAUUUGUGCCUGGCGCCCGUGCACAUAACGGGGCAGUGACGGGCGUGCGAUGGACAUCAAAUGGCUCCCACAUAAUCACUUCAGGCCAUGACGCCCGCAUUCGAGUCUGGGACGCUUCCACAGGCGCAAAUUCGCUGGUCCAUUUUGGCCCGCGCAUCCGCAAUAGUUCCUCGCUGCAUCUCGCUGAAAGGGCACCACUAGUUUUACCCAGUGAUAUCACAGGUGCGGUGCUUGAUACACUACUAUGGCCGAACUACGGCGAUCAGGACGAUAGGGGGGAGAUCUUCAUGUUCGCGCUUCGGGAUGGUACAUUUAUCAAGCGCCUGAAUGUGCCCGGCGUACCGAGCUCACGGCAGAAGAUGCGAGGAAAGCCCACAGCUCUUAGCGCUGCGCGAAUAAAUGGCCUUGCAUGGCGCGGGAGCGGAGGGUCCGGCGAAGGGAUGGAGUUGUUUUCUGCCCAUGGAGAUGGGACGAUUAGGGCCUGGGUCUCCAGAACUGCGGAUGAGGAACAUGAGAUCGCCGAGGAGGAGGAGGAGAUGGAGGACAAGAAGAGGAAAAGAGAUGUUCUGGACGAGGUGUACCGUGGCUUGAUGAACCGGAAUGUCACUUUCACUUGAUUCACAAUGGGGGAAACACGGGUCAUUUUCUAGUUAUGGCAUAUGCACUCCGUAACGUAACAUUGGUUAGAAUAAUUUGUUAUUAAUUCGGAGGAACAUGAUACCUCAGGUGGCAGAAAAGGGAAUGUUGUGGAAUAAUGCAUUGUCCCGCUCCUGAACCUUUCUUUCCUUUCUUUUGUUUCAACGGAGAUCUACCACUGAUUCCAUCAAUUCCCACACACCCCAGGGCCUGACUGACCUGGGGAUCUCAUCGCCGCCACCACCACCACCAUCCCCUGCACCCAAAAAUAACAUCAGAACGAGGCUUGCAUUAAUAAAAACUUGUCCAUGUUCAUGCACUAUCUUAUUGAUGUACAUGUAAUGUACAUGCACACGUACCCUCCUUCCUCCUCAAGCAACUAA
Blastomyces gilchristii SLH14081 is the source of this 6151-nucleotide messenger RNA. RefSeq names its product DNA excision repair protein ERCC-8. NCBI's taxonomy places the organism in Eukaryota, Fungi, Ascomycota, Eurotiomycetes, Onygenales, Ajellomycetaceae. Gene Ontology annotation, molecular function: protein binding. Gene Ontology annotation, cellular component: nucleotide-excision repair complex; Cul4A-RING E3 ubiquitin ligase complex. The coding region runs from base 4283 to 5749 and encodes 488 amino acids. The record is from RefSeq and is a predicted model, not a curated record. The transcript is spliced from 3 exons. Gene Ontology annotation, biological process: proteasome-mediated ubiquitin-dependent protein catabolic process; protein polyubiquitination; transcription-coupled nucleotide-excision repair.